Molecule: messenger RNA, 1415 nt
Organism: Hirundo rustica (Barn swallow)
Lineage: Eukaryota; Metazoa; Chordata; Aves; Passeriformes; Hirundinidae
Gene: RENBP
Product: renin binding protein
Exons: 11
Coding region: 39-1259 (406 amino acids)
Biological process (GO): carbohydrate metabolic process; N-acetylglucosamine metabolic process; N-acetylmannosamine metabolic process
Molecular function (GO): N-acylglucosamine 2-epimerase activity; peptidase inhibitor activity
Source: RefSeq, a predicted model, not a curated record
CUUGUCGCGAGGUCUCGUGACUGGGCAGCGGCCGCGCCAUGGAGCAGCUCCGCGCCUGGCGGAGCCGCGUCGGGGCCGAGCUGGACGCGGCCGUGGCGUUCUGGGAGCGGCACUCGCACGACCCCGAGCACGGGGGUUUCUUCUCCUGCCUGAGCCGCGACGGUUCCGUCUACGACGACACCAAAUUCGUGUGGCUGCAGGGCCGCCAGAUCUGGGUCUACUCCCGCCUGUACCGGAGCGUGCCCCGGUUCCGCCGGCCCGAGCUGCUGGAGGCGGCGCGGAAAGCCGGGGAGUUCCUGCAGAGCCACGUGCGGCCGCACCCGGGCUCGUCCCGCGCCGCCUUCGCGCUGAGCCGGGCCGGGAGCCCCGAGCGGCUCCAGCGCAGCUUCUACAGCGAAGCGUUCUGCGCGCUGGGGCUGGACGAGCUGGGGCGGGCGGCGGGGGAGCCGCGCUACCGGGCCUGGGGCCGGCAGUGGGCUCUGGCCGUGUGGGGCUGGGCCCGGGGGGCUCCCAUGGAACUGGGGCGCCCCCGGUUCUCGGGGACCCCCCCCCAGCAGGCGCUGGCCCAGCCCAUGAUGGUGCUGAAGGUGGGGCUGCAGCUCUGGGGGGACCCCAAGAGGGACCCCCAAAGUGAGCCCGACCCCGAGGCCGAGGCCAUGGCGGAGUGGGGGGCGCGGCGCAUCCUGAUGCACCUGCAGCGGGGGGAUUCGGUGGUGCUGGAGAACGUCACCCCCGAGGGGGAGGAGCUGCCGGGGAGCCUCGGGCGCCUCAUGAACCCCGGUCACGCCCUGGAGGCGGCCUGGCUGCUGCUGGAGUUCGCGGGGCGCCGGGGGGACGCGGAGCUGGGGGCUCGGGCCGUGGCCGCGCUGGUGGAGGGACCCCUGAAAUGGGGCUGGGACCCCCAGCACGGGGGGCUCUUCGCCUUCCUGGACGCCGACGGGCACUGCCCCACGCAGCUGGAGUGGUCCAUGAAGCUGUGGUGGCCCCACGCCGAGGCCAUGGUUGCCCUCCUGGCUGCCCAGCGCUUCCAGCCCCGGCCCAGUUUGAUCUCCCAGUUCCUGCAGCUGGCCCAGUACACCUUCGAUAAGUUCCGAGACCCCGAGCACGGGGAGUGGUUCGGGUACCUGAACCGCGACGGCUCCGUGGCGCUCUCCAUCAAGGGGGGGCCCUACAAAGGCUGUUUCCACGUGGCGCGGGCGCUGCUGAUGUGUGAGGAGAUGCUGGACGCCAUCUUGGACGGGGAGGACGCCCCCCAAUAAAUUUGGGAUUUGGGGACCCACCUAAUAAAUUUGGGGAACCUCCCAAAAUUUUAGGACUCCCCCCCCCGAAUUAAGUUGAGACGUCCCUCCCCCCCAAUAUCCCCCGAAAAGGCGGAACCCCCAAAAAUUCAAAUAAAAGCAAAAACCCACAAUGAA